UUGAUUGAAUCCGUGAUAACAUUGUCGGGGUAGAAAAUUGUCAUAUAUAAUCUCGUCGUACUUGUCGCUACUCGAUCAGUUGGCGCUACAAACCUUAAUUAUAUACAGGUGCGAAGCGCAUUUUCUUCAUACAAAAAUGACGCCGGCAGUGGUUGGACGUCGUCGUGUAGUUUUCCUCCUGGCACUGCUGGGUUUUCAGCUGAGCGGUGUAGUUUGUGAGGAACUGAGAAAGUUGAGUGUUAGUGAUUGGUGGGAGAAGUCUGGUUUCUAUCAAAUUUAUCCGCGAUCGUUCAAAGACAGCAAUGGCGACGGCAUCGGGGAUUUGAAAGGAAUUACGCAAAAGUUACCAUACCUGAAGUCGAUCGGAGUGAAAGCUUUCUGGUUAUCGCCGAUCUACAAGAGCCCUAUGGCUGAUUUUGGAUACGAUAUUUCCGAUUUUCGGGACAUUCAGCCAGAAUAUGGAACGUUGCAGGAUUUUAAAGAUUUGAAAGCCGAAGCAAACAAGUUGGGUCUGAAGCUGAUCAUGGAUUUUGUUCCUAACCAUUCGAGCGAUGAGCAUGAAUGGUUCCAAAAAAGCGAAAAUCGUGUCGCUGGUUAUGAAGACUACUACGUGUGGCAUGACGGCAAACCGGGUGAUGAUCCGAACCAGAAUGAUCCACCGAAUAAUUGGGUGGAAGCAUUCCGUGGCAGUGCGUGGAGGUGGAGCAACAUAAGGAAACAGUACUAUUUGCAUCAGUUCCAUUACAAGCAACCGGAUCUCAAUUAUCGCAACUCGAAAGUGGUCGAAGAAAUGAAAAACGUGCUCCGCUACUGGCUGGAUCUGGGAGUAGAUGGCUUCCGUAUCGAUGCGGUCAACUGGUUGUUUGAGGAUUCACAGCUUCGUGAUGAGCCUCCGUCUGGCGAGUCGGAUGAUCCACUACGGCCGGAAUACUUGAGCCACAUCUACACCCGAGAUAUGCCGGAAACAACUGAUAUGGUGUACCAGUGGCGAGCAGUGAUGGACGAAUACAAGCAACAACACGGGGGAGAUACUCGAGUAAUGAUGACGGAAUCGUGGUCGAACUUAGACAUAGUAGCUACCUACUACGAGGACGUCAACAAACGCCAGGGAUCCAAUAUGCCAUUCAAUUUUCAACUUAUUUUACAUCUCAACAAAAAUUCCAAAGCUUCCAACUUUAAAACCGUUAUUGAUUCAUGGUUAAAUAUUGUUCCCGAUCAGCACGUCGCUAACUGGGUUCUCGGUAAUCAUGACCAACGACGCGUUGCUUCAAGAAUGGGAGGAGAACAUAUGGCCGAUUUGAUGGCGAUGGUCGGUUUGUCCCUGCCGGGUGUAUCCGUCACCUACCAGGGUGAGGAAAUUGGGAUGACUGACUAUGAAGUUUCCUGGGAGGAUACGAAGGAUCCUGCUGGCUGUCAGACGUCUCCCACUGAUUAUCAGAAAUAUUCCAGGGAUCCCGCUCGCACACCUUUCCAGUGGGACAAUUCUUCGAAGGCAGGGUUCACCAGUGGAAGCACUACUUGGUUACCGGUUAAUCCGAAUUACCUGACUGUGAACGUAGACUACCAGGAGAAAGCCAGCAACAGUCAUCUUAAGGUGUUCAAAAAGCUUAUAGAGCUUCGAGAUGAAGAUAUUUUCCAUGAUUGUCUUUACGGUGUAAUGGCCGUCGGAGACAAUGUGUUCGGUAUAGUGCGCACCACGACGCCACUUCAUGAAGCGCCGGUCUAUCUGACGUUAAUCAAUAUUGCCAACCAGGCGGUAAAUGUUACUACUCAAACUAUUUAUAGUGGUUUUUCUGUUAGUUUCACGUCCGACAUGAAAGUGGCGGUCGCCAGCGUUUCAUCUAAGAGAUCCGAAGGAAACUCUGUCAGCCUCAACAAUCUGGAGCUGCAACCAUACGAGGGGUUAGUAUUACGGGCUGGCGCGGCAGUUUUGAUGCUGAGCAAGCUGCUUUCACUACUCCUGGUAUUUACAGUGUUCUUGUUGUGGUAGUCAAUAGUGAAAGGUUUACUGUAAAUGUUCAUUAAAGAUUCGUAAUGAUUAUAAAAUGUGAUUUUCGAAAUACCUGAAAGAAUAAAUUGCAAGAAUUUAUUCUA
Molecule: messenger RNA, 2094 nt
Organism: Wyeomyia smithii (pitcher-plant mosquito)
Lineage: Eukaryota; Metazoa; Arthropoda; Insecta; Diptera; Culicidae
Product: maltase 2-like
Exons: 4
Coding region: 137-1990 (617 amino acids)
Biological process (GO): carbohydrate metabolic process
Source: RefSeq, a predicted model, not a curated record